UGUUACCGAGAGGAGUAGUCAUAUGUUCCUCUACAUUUUGUAACUAAGCACUAUUCUGUCGACAUUGAGGCAAAGUGAGCAAGCGACGGUGUUUUCACAGUUUGGCGGUUUGUAGGCAACCGACGUCACUGCGCAGUGCAUUCUGGGACGUAAACAAGAGGGCGCCGCCGCCAUAUUGUGAGGCCACAUCGGGCGAGAAUUAAAGUAUGAACAUAUCUGUAAAAAUAUGUUGAAAAGUCAAUUAAAAGAACGAAAUGUACUAUACAGAGACAAACUUCUACCGGACGCAAGAAAACGGUACCUGGAAAAGAUGGCAUUGAUCGGAAAUCUGGAUCCGUAUGAGGUGCUUGCAAGAGAAUGUAGUCGAGACCCCGACGAUUUGCCUCCUCUGACAUUUGCAGAUAUUUUUGUAUAUUUAGUCUGUGUGUCCCAGAACUUGUGGCAAAACAUUACUCAAAGGACAUGCAGCCUCAUGUUCCAAAUGAAAAAGAGCAGUAGUAAAGAAGUGGCUGUUGUUUAUGAAAGAAUUGCCCUUAGGCCUACUCAGUUAAGAGUUUUUUUUUUUUUUUAAAGUGUUAUACUUGACUCAAAGAGUUUUAGUUUGUUACUUGAAGUUUAGUGUUUCAAAGUAGUUCAACACAAGAAGCACAAGGAACUAAACAUUGCAAUUUGCAGGAGAUUUUUUUUUUAUUAAAAUAUAAGUUUUUAAUUAUCAAAUUGUCAUCUGAAGUAUUUCAUGUACAAAUAGCAUACCAUGUUCAUUCUAAGGCAGGUACACACACCCCCACAAAAAAAUACAAACAUGUUCAAUCUCUUAAUGAUAUCUUUGCUGAUCUUUUGCUCUGUGGAGUCUGGGCACGUGACGUCACGCCGCAGUGUGUUCUGGGAGAUCAGCCAUGGCUGUUGGCGGUUGUUUGUUGUCGGGCAGCGCGUGCGCGGGUUUGUUUGUUUGUUUGUUUGUUUGUUUGUUUGUUCCGCUCGGUAACUUUACAUAUCUGAGAUAUUAAUGGGGGGGGGAACGGCUGCGUUACAAACUGCCGCCGCAGGUCUCACGACCACCGCGGGAGGAAGAUCCCACACGGGCUAACUUUCCACUGUUUCCCCGCCUGGAGGAGGAACGAAGGCGGCCAGAUAUCUGCGCUAACGAGGAGGAGGAGGUCGGCCUGGGUGGCUGCUGUCGGCCGCGGCAGCAUCACCUUCCACCACACAUCUGAGAGUGUGCUCCCGACACUUUCUCUCCGGACACGGAAGCUACGUGAGACCGUAGCAGUAGCAACUGGUGGAGGUGGAUGUUGGUGGUGUUGAUAUCACAUCCAAGUUCAAACAGGGCGGGAUGGUGAACGCGUGCUGUGUCGUCAACUGCCAUAACCGUUCUUGCGACCGGCGCGGGAAGCGGAUCGAUAACGGGGUGCGAUUUUUCAGCUUUCCGGCCUGGAAGCAAAAGUCUGGCGCUCAGGUGGCGGAGUUAACGAAGAGGCGUCGCGUGGCGUGGGUGGCAGCUGUAGGACGAGCAAACAUCACCUUCAGCAACAUUUCCCGACACAUGUUCGUGUGUUCGCGGCAUUUUCACGCAGGUAAACCAGCGUAUGAAAUGCUGGAGUCCGAUCCAGACUGGGUCCCAUCGCUGCAGCUGGGUCACAGCGAAGGAAACCGCAGACGCACUGAGCGUCUCCUCCUGCCCGAGCAGCCAGAGAGAGACCAGAAACAAAGAUGGACGACAGAGACGGGACCUUCACGCGCGUCCAGAGCCCCUCAGAGAGAAUCAGGAGGUCCCGCGAGGCCAGCUGUCCGUCCCUGGAGAGACGUUAAACCUCUGCUGCAGUCGCUUCUGCAGCGUGAAAACAGAGACGACCAGCCUCCUGCUGCGAAGAAGAUGGACCUCAGCUUCAGAGACUUCUUCAGAGACGCUCUCGAGGCUUCUCUGGAGGCCUCCAGCAGGUCCAGGACCCUUUCGGCCCGGCAGCCCUCCGUCUCCAGGGACUACAAAGUGGACCAAAACUUUAAGCUUCCACCUGUAAAGGAGGAGAAUCCGACGUCGUCCUCCUGCUGUCUGAACUGUGUCAGACUGCAGAGGAGGAUCGUGGAGCUGCAGGAGAAGCUGUCACGUCUCACAGGAGAACAGGAGGACGCGGAGGCCUCACCCGUCUUCAGCCAGCUCCAACCAGACCAGGACCUGCAGAGUCCCGAGACAGUCCGCAUAAAAGAGGAAGAACCUGCGUGGACGGAGCCUCUCUCGCCUCCUCAGGUGCUUCUCCACGAAGGUGAUCAGGACGUGGACACGACCGCCGAGUCGACUCCCACCGGCGCUGCGGUUUCUCAGGACAAGUCAUCCGAGCGCCCUAAGCUUCGACGGCCUCCUCGCUUCAAGAUGGCCUGGCUGAAAAUGUUCCGGUUCCUCCGUUACUCACAGGCGUUCGAUCAGAUGUGGUGCCACGUCUGCCGCCUCCACGCCGACAAGUCCCGCCAGAACUUGGCUUUAAUCAAAGGCUCCAGGAUGUUUAAGGUCCACAACAUCAAGAAGCACAGCGACAGCAAGCACCAUAAAGACAAUCUGGAGCGCCACAUGCUGCACACGUGUGACCUGAAGCUGUGAGACAUUCACGUUUCGCUGCUCUGAGAUCCUCUCCAGACUUCAUGUAAAUAUUGUUGAUUUUUAAAGUUUGGCUGCUGGACACAAGAUGUCUCCUGCUUCUAGGGGUGGGAAUCCCCAGAGGGGCCCACGACACUGUAUUAUCAUGAUACUCGAUACGAUUUUAAACAUUUUGUGAUUUAUUACCUUUUUUUUCAACUGCAAAUUAUGUCCUGAAAGGAAAACUUCCUGUUUUAUUAAAGGGAUAAAGUUUUCAGUCUGUCCGUCUCACCAACCCCGCUGACCUCACCAGGAAACCCCGGCACCCUCUAGUGGACUGAAAAAGCAACUGAUUUUAUUAUUCCAGUAACAAAAGGUAAUUUUUUUGUGAAUGCAACAUUAAUAAUUUAUAUGAUAAUAGGUCGAUACUUGG
Messenger RNA from Siniperca chuatsi (mandarin fish), 3002 nucleotides. RefSeq lists its product as uncharacterized. Lineage: Eukaryota; Metazoa; Chordata; Actinopteri; Centrarchiformes; Sinipercidae. The transcript has 6 exons. Bases 1334 to 2593 code for a protein of 419 amino acids. The record is from RefSeq and is a predicted model, not a curated record.